AUGAUUGCUCGUGGCAUUCUCCUCGGCCCUGACCAGCCGGUUAUCCUUCACCUUCUUGAUAUCCCUCUUGCCGAGAGCUCCCUCAAUGGCGUCCGCAUGGAGCUCAUUGACGCCGCUUUCCCCCUCAUUCACGGGGUCGUCGCGACGACGGAUGUUGAGGAGGCAUGCAAGGGUGUCCAGGUGGCCAUUAUGGUGGGAGGUUUCCCCCGCAAGGCCGGCAUGGAGCGCAAGGACGUCAUGUCCAAGAACGUCUCCAUCUACCGCGAUCAGGCCUCCGCUCUGGAGAAGUUCGCCGACAAGGACUGCAAGGUGGUGGUCGUUGCCAACCCCGCCAACACCAACGCGCUCAUCCUCAAGGAGUUCGCGCCCAAGUUCCCCGCCAAGAACAUCACCUGCCUUACCCGCCUGGACCACAACCGCGCUCUCGGCCAGAUCUCGGAGCGCCUGGGCGUGCCGGUGGCGAACGUGAAGAACACCAUCAUCUGGGGCAACCACUCGUCUACCCAGUACCCCGAUGUGAACCACGCCGUCGUCCUCACUCCUGAGGGCGAGAAGGCCGUGCGCGAGCUUGUCAAGGACGACGCUUGGCUCGAUGGCGAGUUCAUCAAGACCGUUCAGCAACGUGGUGCCGCCAUCAUUGCGGCCCGCAAGUUCUCCAGUGCUCUGUCCGCUGCUUCCUCUGCCUGCGACCACAUCCGGAACUGGGUGAAGGGCACACCCGAGGGCUCAUGGGUGUCCAUGGGAGUGAUUUCUGACGGUUCGUACGGCGUUCCCAAGGACAUCAUCUACUCCUUCCCUGUCACCUGCAAGGAUGGCGAGUGGACCAUUGUGCAAGUCGUCACAUUCACUACCGUUGUGUCUCUGUAUCAAUCCGUCUUGGUUAACCUGGCAGGGCUGUCAAUCGAUGCCAACUCAAGGGCGAAGAUGGACGCCACAGCAGCAGAGCUUGUCGAGGAGAAGGAGCUUGCAUACGAGUGCCUGAAGGCGUAA
Closterium sp. NIES-65 is the source of this 990-nucleotide messenger RNA. Lineage: Eukaryota; Viridiplantae; Streptophyta; Zygnematophyceae; Desmidiales; Closteriaceae. The record is from the annotation of a GenBank genome assembly.